This is a messenger RNA of Saxophila tyrrhenica, 3498 nucleotides long. It is a transcript of the gene CDC60, whose product is annotated as cytosolic leucyl tRNA synthetase. The record is from RefSeq and is a predicted model, not a curated record. Bases 1 to 3498 code for a protein of 1165 amino acids. Gene Ontology annotation, biological process: leucyl-tRNA aminoacylation. Gene Ontology annotation, molecular function: ATP binding; aminoacyl-tRNA deacylase activity; leucine-tRNA ligase activity. Lineage: Eukaryota; Fungi; Ascomycota; Dothideomycetes; Mycosphaerellales; Extremaceae. The transcript has a single exon.
AUGGCGGCGGUGGCAGCAACACAGAAGGCCCUCGACCCGGCGGCGCAAAGCGUAGGCACGCUAAAGAUCGAGAACACCGACAAGCGCGAUACCCUCAUAGCGUCGGAGAAGAAGUACCAGCAACAAUGGACCGAAUCGAAAAUCUUCGAGCAAGAUGCGCCGUCUCUGCAAGAGAUCCCCUUCCAGUCGAUGCCGGCAGCAGAGAUACGUAAGAAGCAUCCCAAGUACAUGGUCACCAUGGCGUAUCCAUAUGUCAAUGGCACGCCUCAUGCUGGUCACUCUUUCACCGCGAGUAAGCUGGAGUUCGCGAUCGGCUGGGCGAGGAUGAAGGGGCAGCGCGCGCUAUACCCGCAGGGCUACCACUGCACGGGUAUGCCCAUCAAAGCUUGCGCGGACAAGCUGGUUCGGGAGAUUGAGAUGUUCGGGCAGGAGUUCGAAAAGUGUCCCGUGGAUGAGGUGGUCGCAGAGGACGCCAAACCACCUACACAGCAGGCCAACGGCGCACCUCCGGCACCUACGCAGGAAACAACCAAGGAGGAUGUGACAAAGUUCACGGCGAAGAAGUCGAAAGCGGCCGCGAAAGUCAACGUCAACCUCAAAUACCAAUUCCAGAUCAUGCUGGCCAUUGGUAUCCCCAUCGAAGAGAUCCACCGCUUCUCUGAUCCUCAGUACUGGCUCGAAUACUUCCCUCCGCUCUGGAAGCGAGACUUGAACGACCUGGGAUGCCGUGUCGAUUGGAGGAGGAGCAUGGUCACCACAGAUGCGAAUCCUUACUACGAUGCUUUUGUGCGGUGGCAGAUGAAUCGCCUCAAAGAGAUGGGCAAGAUCAGGUUCGGCAAGAGAUACACUGUCUACUCGCCCAAAGAUGGACAAGCUUGUAUGGACCAUGACCGGCAGACGGGAGAGGGCAUCGGCGUGCAGGAGUACACGGCAAUGAAGCUGCGCGUGAUGGAGUGGCCUGAAGAGGCAAAGAAGAAGAUGGAUGGCAAGAUUCCAGAGGAUGGCAAUGUCCACUUCGUCCCUGCUACGCUACGGCCAGAGACCAUGUACGGACAGAACAGCUGCUUUGUCGGGCCUAGCUUGACGUACGGCAUCUAUGAAGUCGUGAAGGGGAAGGAGUACUACUUCAUCUCCGAUCGUGCCGCGCGGAACAUGGCCUUCCAAUCCAUCUUCCCGACCUGGGGUGUCUUCCCGAAGGUCGCGGAACUGCAAGGCUCUGAUGUCAUUGGUACCUUGGUGCACGCACCACUUUCAGUACACACGAAGGGCAUUCGCAUCCUACCCAUGGAGUCGGUGAAAGCGACGAAAGGCACCGGCGUUGUCACUUCUGUGCCUUCAGAUUCACCAGACGACUACGCGACAAUGCUGGAUCUGACGAAGAAGGCCGAGUACUACAAGAUCAAGCGGGAAUGGGCCGAGCUGGACAUUCUUCCCAUCAUCGAGACACCCUCGUACGGCAAUCUGACAGCGAAGCACCUUGUGGAGAAAAUGAAGAUUAACUCACCGAAAGAUGCCAAACAGUUGGCUGAGGCGAAGGAUCUAGCAUACAAGGAGGGCUACUACAAGGGCACGAUGAUUCAUGGUGAUUUCAAGGGCAAGAGUGUGGAAGAGGCGAAGCCACUCGUGAAACAGCAGUUGCUGGAUGCUGGCGAUGCGUUCAACUAUGCUGAGCCGGAUGGUCUGGUGAUAAGCCGGAGUGGCGAUGAGUGCGUUGCUGGUCAUCUCGACCAAUGGUUCAUGAAUUACGGCACACCCGAGAAGAGUGGUGACGAGAAGUGGCAACCUGCAGUGCUGGAGCAUGUACGAAAUGAGAAUGGCGAAGGGCUGAAUACCUUCUCGACUGAGGUCAAGAACGCGUUCGAGCAAGUGCUGUUCUGGCUCGCACAAUGGGCUUGCGCGCGAUCAUACGGGUUGGGCACUAAGCUGCCCUGGGAUCAAAGCCAGCUUGUCGAGAGCUUGUCGGACUCCACCAUUUACAUGUCUUACUACACUAUCGCCCAUCUCCUCCACUCCGACAUCUUCGGCAAAACCAAAGGUCCCGCCGGUGUCACUCCAGAUCAGAUGACUGAUGAAGUCUGGGAUUACCUGUUCUGCCGCAGUCAGACGCCUCCCGCCAACUCUAACAUCCCUGAAUCCUCCUUCCAGAUGAUGCGCCGCGAGUUCGAAUACUGGUACCCUCUGGACCUGCGAUGCUCCGGCAAGGACCUCAUCCAGAACCAUCUCACCUUCUUCCUCUACGUCCACAUUGCGCUCUUCCCGCCUGAGUACUGGCCCAAAGCUGUCAGAAUUAAUGGCCAUCUCAUGCUCAACGGCGAGAAGAUGAGCAAGAGCACCGGCAACUUCCUUACUCUCGCAGACGCUGUACGGAAGUUUGGUGCCGAUGCUACGCGUAUUGCGCUUGCGGAUGCUGGUGAUGGUAUUGAAGACGCUAACUUCGAAGAGACGGUGGCGAACUCCAACAUCCUCCGCAUGUACGAGCUGCGCAGCUGGUGCGAGUCUGUCGUGCAGGACGCCCGCCCACUCAAGGCUGGCGAGUCCUACAACGCAGUCCGCGAUGCCGAACGCCACAAGACUGUUGACUCCAUCCAACGCACCGGCGAGUUGACCUUCUGGGACCGCAUUUUCGAUAACGAGCUCAACGGCCUCGUCCGCGAAACCCGAGAGCAAUACGAGCUGAGCAACUACAAAGCCGCCCUGAAGUCCGGCCUCUACGACUUCAUCUCCGCCCGAGACUUCUACCGCGAAGCCACCAAAGCCGCAGGCGUCGGCAUGCACCAAGACCUCGUACGCCGCUACGUCGAGCUGCAAGCCCUGAUGGUCACAGUCGUGGCCCCCCACUGGUCCGAGCACAUCUGGCUCGAAGUCCUCAAGAAAGACACCACCGUCCAAAACGCCCACUUCCCCUCCGUCCCCGAACAAGACCCCAAGCUCGCCGCAGCGCGCGAGUACGUCCGCGCCACCAGCUCCGCCAUCACGUCCGCCGAAGGCGCACAGCUCAAGCGCAUGGCCAAGGGCAAGAGCAUGAGCUACGACCCGAAGAAGGACAAGAAACUCUCCGUCUUCUGCGCGACGAAAUACCCGAGCUGGCAAGACGCCAUCAUCGACACUGUGCGCGAGAACUUCAAGAACAUGAAACUCGACGUCGGCGCCGUGAGCAAAGCGAUGCCCAAGGCGGAGGCGAAGCGCGGGAUGCCUUUUGUGCAGCAGUUGAAGAAGAGUCUGGAGUCUGGGGUCAAGCCGGAGGAGGUGUUUGAGCGGAGUUUGUUGUUUGAUGAGGUUGACGUUUUGGGACAGAUGGUGCCGGGGUUGAAGCAGACGGUGGUGAAGUGUAAGGUUGUGGAGGUCGUUGGGGUGGAGGAAGGAGAGGGAGACAGCAAGAUUGGGAAGGUUGUUGCUGGCAGUGAGGGUGUGGAGAUGGGGGCAGAGAGGAAGGAGAUGGCUCCUGUAGCUUCGAGCGCAGUACCUGGGCAACCGACGUUCUUCUUUGAGAAUGUUUGA